This is a messenger RNA of Photinus pyralis (common eastern firefly), 1217 nucleotides long. RefSeq names its product RE1-silencing transcription factor-like. The record is from RefSeq and is a predicted model, not a curated record. The transcript is spliced from 2 exons. Bases 137 to 1066 code for a protein of 309 amino acids. Gene Ontology annotation, cellular component: nucleus. NCBI's taxonomy places the organism in Eukaryota, Metazoa, Arthropoda, Insecta, Coleoptera, Lampyridae. Gene Ontology annotation, molecular function: DNA-binding transcription factor activity, RNA polymerase II-specific; RNA polymerase II transcription regulatory region sequence-specific DNA binding. Gene Ontology annotation, biological process: regulation of transcription by RNA polymerase II.
GUUGGACAUCGGAUGCAAGUGGACUUGUUUAAUUUUCAUUUCUCUACUGGAAGUGAGAUACUAUGAAUCUGAAAGUUGACUUGCCGGUACUUGAGUUACAGCCAGUGGUUUUGCUACGUUUCACCGUGAGGCUGAUAUGGACGGAAAUGAUUUCGCCCCCCUCAUUAAAAUCGAACCCAAACUUGAAGAAGCAAUCGAUUCCGAGCUUCAAGGAAAUAUCCUAGUAAGCAAUGAAGCAUUGGUUACAAUAAAGAACGAGAUUACCACUACUGCAGAAUGGUCCAAAUCGCUCGAUAAUGAAGAAGUACAACAAACUGAUUGCGAAUGGAAUGAUAAACCUCAAAUUUCGAACGAUUACAAAUGUGAUAUCGAUCAACACACAACGAAUCGUCCGCUGCAAGUUACACAUCAUUUCAAGCAUGAUAUUUCUGAUGGACUUAACUGUAGACGGUGGGUGGAGUGGGGUAAUAAACUAUAUAUUAAAGGACGCAGUUUAGCACCAAAACUUUCCAGUAAUGUAAAUGUGCUAAAAUGUGCUACUUGUGAUUAUCAGUCAAAUAACAAAUACUACUUUAAACUACACCUUUUAAAUCAUACCAAUUCCGAGACCAAUUCUAAAGUUUUUAAAUGUGCUUAUUGUGAUUACAAGACAAAAUACAAAGGCAACUGUAAACAACAUCUUCUAAACCAUAUCAAUUCUAAAGAUUUUCAAUGUGCUGAUUGCAAUUACAAGACACAUAACAAAUACUACUUUAACCGGCACCUAUUAAUACAUACCGGUUCUAAAAAUUUUAAGUGUGGUUAUUGUAAUUACAAGACAAAUAACAAACUCUACUUAAACCUGCACCUAUUCAAUCAUACCGAUUCCAAAAAUUUUAAAUGCGCUAAUUGUGAUUACGAGACAAAUAACAAAUACUACUUUAACAUACACUGUUUAAAACAUAAAGUUUCUAAAGAGUUUAAAUGUGGCUAUUGCAAUUAUGAGACACGUUACAAAUCCUAUCUUAAACAGCACCUUUUAAGACACACACCGUUUUUACAAGGAACAAAUUACUUGUUUACUUAAAUAUUGUUAUCAUGUAAUCAUAUAACAUGUUAUCAAUUUUAUCUCUUGCUCCAACAUUUUAACUUGUAAGAUUGUUUUAUUUUCUGCAACUUUUAGCUGUUAUAAGAUAUUAGAAUUAUAAAUAAACAUUUACUUAGUUUAGGAAACUCGU